This is a messenger RNA of Macrosiphum euphorbiae (potato aphid), 450 nucleotides long. The record is from the annotation of a GenBank genome assembly. NCBI's taxonomy places the organism in Eukaryota, Metazoa, Arthropoda, Insecta, Hemiptera, Aphididae.
AUGAGGCAGCUUGAAAAUAAUCUUCAACCUACUAGGAGUUUGAAGGCAAAAUAUUUAUUACAAUCCAAAAGACUUAAAAAUGCCACAAGUCAAUACGAUGCUGGGAUCAUAAGUAUGUGGCAGUUUAUGCAAUUGACUUCGUAUACCACAUCAAGAUAUAUAUCUCGACAUAUAAAUUGGAUCAAUGAGGUAGAACCAAAUUCUGAGCCAGAAGUGGAAGCUGCUGCUGUUGUACAGCCUAUUCAGGAACCACAACUGCCUAUAGCUCCACAAGUGUCAACGUGCAUGGUAUGUUUGAAUGCAAGAGCAGCAAAUAUUCAACAGUAUAUUGUUAUUCCUUGUGGUCAUGCAUGGGUUUGCAACAAUUGCAUUACAUCGCUUCCAGCAUCAACAAGAUGCCCUUUAUGUCGAAUGGAAGAAGUCACUUUUCAAAGAAUUUUCUUAGACUAA